CCUCUCUCCCGGUCUUCAGCACAACACCAGAUUACUCCGGCAGCAUGGACGCAUCUGUUUCCUUUCACCACAGACCGAAUUUUACUCCACCUUCCAGAGACAAGAGAGCCAUGCCUUUUCAAGAACUCACCAGAGGGCUGUCUCACUUCGGCCUACGUGCUUCUCUACGUAGACGUCUGGGGAGAAACCACACGCUGACGCCGAGCAGGCCUCUCAUCCUCACUAAGACACUGGCUGUCUCAGAUGGAGAGCUGAACACGCUGGAGUCGGUGAAGCGCACAAGCACGCAAUGCUCCAACAGUAACUCCAGCCUUCCCAGUGUGCCGAGCGGCGGGGCCAGAGGGGUGGGUCAGGUGGCCAGCUGGGCUGUCAGCUUUGAACGGUUGCUAGAAGAUCCACUGGGAGUGCUCUACUUCACCGAGUUUUUGAAGUCGGAGGUCAGUAUGGAGAACAUUCUGUUCUGGCUGGCGUGUGAGAAUUUCCGCAAGAUACCAGCCCAUAAUACUGAGAAGCUGAACAGAGAGGCUCUCUCCAUCUACAACAGUUACCUGUCCAAAUGCGCCUGCAACCCUAUCAACAUUGACGAUAAGGUUCGAGUGGAUGAAAAGGAUGUACAGCAGCCUCAUCCCGAUAUUUUUCAGAAAGCUCAGGAACAGAUCUUUAAGCUGAUGAAGUUUGACAGCUACACUCGCUUCGUCCGCUCACAGCUCUAUCAGAACUGCAUGCUGGCUAACGUGGAGGGCAAAUCCCUGCCAGAGCUCGGGCCGUGUUACAAACUGCCCCUGAGCGCUAGACACAGCAGCCCUGUGAUCAGGGAGCAGCAGAAAUUAGAGCAGAAAUCCAAAGAGAAGGCAAAGGUAAAGGUAGGCAAGACUGCAGGAGAGACAGAUAAUGUGGUAGAGAGGAAGAAGACCACCCUGCAAGGGAAGAUGAGCUGGGAGAAGCGCAAGGAAAAGAGAGGAUCCUGGGGAGAACCACAAAUGACAGGGAGACCUGGAUCUAUUCACAGUGCAGAGCUGGAAAAGUUAGUACCUCGUUCAGCUGACUCAGCUGGUUCAGCUGAUAAGUACUGCUGUGUGUUUUUGCCCGAUGGCACGGCCUCUCUGACCCCUGCCCGCCCCGGGAUUACAAUUCGCCACAUGCUCACGGGCCUGUGUGAGAAAAGAGGACUUCCUCUCUCUGACAUCAUCAUCUACCUCCAGGGUAAAGACAAGCAACCACUUUCUCUGGACCAAGAUAGCUCGGUGUUAAAGGACCAGCAGGUUCAUCUGGAGCUGCGGGUGACGUUUGCUCUGGAGGUAGUGUUCACAGGUAAGAGUGUGGCUAUGGUGGCCAAAUCCAACAAGACCCUACAGGAGGCGUUGGCUUCACUCCUGCAAAAACACCGGCUCCGGCCCCAGGAUGUCUCCAUCACCAUGAAAGAAAGCCAAGAGCCGAUAAACAUGAACACAAUCGUCACCAUCCUGGCCAACAAGACACUAAUCCUGGACAAAGUAAAAGGUAUGGACCAAAGCCUUGGCUCCAAGACAGCUCCAGUUCCGGCUUUACAGGCACGUCGGGGCGCUGUGGAUGUUGAUGUGAGCGUUGCAGGUUUUUAUCGAUCAAACCCCAAACAGAAAAACCCUGCUAUGAGAAGAGCCUAUGAUAUGGAAGGUCAAAAUGUUCCAGGUCUGGUGGAGCUGCUGAACCGAGCUCAGGGCUGCAGUGCAGACGAUCAGCGUGGCCUCCUGAAAAAAGAGGACCUCGUCCUGCCGAAUUUCCUUCAGCUGCCUCUGGAGGAACACGAAGAGGAAGACGAUCAGCAGGAGGAGCAAAGGAGUGCAGACCCACUGGCAUUCAGGUCUACGGAAAAUCUAGGAGAACCCAGUUCGAACAGGGACGAAGAUGCUGCAAAUUCUUCCACGUCUUCGCUUUGCUCCACAGAGCCUGUAGACAGGAAGCUAAUGAAAGAGUGUUCUAAUCCAGCUCGGGAAACAGUGGUAUGAGGUGGAGCUCUGCCAUAAUGGAUGUAUUUCUAUUUUGAGAGUGCUUGCACUGAACACGAAUGCUGCUUGGGUAAUGCAGGACGCUUGGCUCAAAGACCUUUUUGGACUUGGCUGGAGGACAGAAGAAGAUGUUUACAGUUCUUGUGAUUCAGCACAGUGUUAAUGUUCAGUGGAAUGUAUUUAUUUGAAAAGGAUUGUGAAAUGUCAAAUAUAUAUUCAGUGCUUUAUGAAAGACGCUCGAUGUGUUUUUCCCCUCUAUUUAUUAUCUCCAGAAAAUUCCCAUUCCCAUUCCAACUCACCAGCCAUCAUAUAUCACAAUUACCACGGCUAACGUGCUUCCUUCAUACUUUUCUCGUUAUCUGCUGCUUUUAGUUAUAUAGAGCGAUGCAUUUUACCAGUACACCGGUGUUUGUUCCAGUCCAGAUCAGACCUUUUCAAUCUGCAUAAACAAAUGAAUGAUUUUAUUGCCUCAAGUCUGAUAUAAAAUGAGUCAAGACUCUCAGUAUGCUUUAGACGUAUGUUUUUCCCUCUGUUGGAUAACCUUACACAGAAUUUUUUGUGAUUGCCAAUCCUGGUUCAAAUGAAGCAUUAUAAACCUGAUAAAUUGGUCUUCACUCUCUCAGACAUUGCUGCUAAGUAUUUUCAAGGCUGACUUGUAGA
Messenger RNA from Hemibagrus wyckioides, 2645 nucleotides. It is a transcript of the gene rgs14b, whose product is annotated as regulator of G protein signaling 14b. Lineage: Eukaryota; Metazoa; Chordata; Actinopteri; Siluriformes; Bagridae. Bases 45 to 1985 code for a protein of 646 amino acids. Gene Ontology annotation, biological process: signal transduction. Gene Ontology annotation, molecular function: GTPase activator activity. The record is from RefSeq and is a predicted model, not a curated record. The transcript is spliced from 16 exons.